CUUUUAUUCACUCCAGUGGAUCAAAAACGAUUUAAACUGUUCAAAUUUGAAUUUUAUUGUAUUUUUGAAUGAUAAUCGAUUAAACGAAAUGAGUGUCAAGACGUGUUGUUGUGUUGAUUUGAGAACCGGUGGAUUGAUUAUCGCUGGAUUUGAAAUCUUCUGUGGACUUAUAUCUCUGAAGACGGGAUUGUUAGUGCCAUUGAUAAAAUUUGUGGUAGGCGGAUGUCUCAUCUAUGGCAUUCUAAAGAACGUCUCUGGAUGCCUUGUACCCUACUUGAUCGAGCAACUCAUUUCAGUAGCGGGAGCAUUAGGCACUUUGAUAUACAUCGCCUUCAAAGGCUUUACCAAACCGGAAGAUGUGGAUGCAUUUUUCAAAGAGCUCCUCGUGGGUGAAAUGGACGAAAAUGAUUUUGCAAUUUUAAAAACGAUUGCCAUCAUCCUGGUUAUAAUCUUAACUAUAGAGUCAAUUUAUUCGUGGAUUGUCAUUUUUUCGUUGUAUCAAGAAAUAACUGCUUUUGGUCACAAAGUGCAAGAUUCCGUUUUUCUGGAUAAUUAUCCACAUCACCAUCCAAACUUAACUAUUGAUAAUUAUCAAACGAAUCCAAAUCUAUCGAAUAUAAAUUUGGGGAACUAUCCACCAUCGUCGCAUUUAACCAUGAGCCAUUAUCCAGCUAAUUUGAAUGUGGGCAUCAAUAGUUAUCCAUUAAAUUCAAAUCAAAACCAUGGCACCAAUGCUUCAGAUGGACUUGCAUUCAAUUAUCAGUAA
Messenger RNA from Sitodiplosis mosellana (orange wheat blossom midge), 766 nucleotides. RefSeq lists its product as uncharacterized. Lineage: Eukaryota; Metazoa; Arthropoda; Insecta; Diptera; Cecidomyiidae. The record is from RefSeq and is a predicted model, not a curated record. The transcript is spliced from 3 exons. Bases 89 to 766 code for a protein of 225 amino acids.